CAUAAAUAUAUAUGAAUGUCAAAUGCAUAUAGGCUUCACAGAGGGGGCACUUGUUGGUCUGCCUGGUAAAGCAAUCUACAGAAAACCUUAUCUUGAGCAAUAUAGCACAGAUGCAAAUUAUAUUUUGGAGCUUCACUGAAACCAGAAGCAGCGACUGGGGGUGUAUUGGCCUUCUCUUUGCAGAUAACAUGGGAAUGUGUAUUAGGUUGGUUGUUAAAAGGGAAUGGCCUAGGCUAUAUAUUAAGGAAAAAAUUCCUGGAUAUAUCUAAUAGGCGUGUGCAGAUUUUUACAUGAGAAUCAUUGGCCUACCUUGGUUUAUGCAACAUCAUAGGUCAUCUUAAACACGUUUAAUUGACCUUGCCGAUUUGAACACUUUUUGCACACAGCAUUUAACACAUUUCUACCAAAAGUAUUUUUGAUUGAUGCUAAAAUGUAAACCACAGAGGGCGAAACCAUGACCUAUAUCUAAACUCACUACCGAAACUGCGAGUGGAGGAGGUGCGGGGCACUUCCAAGUUCGUUCAGACUUCCUCAAAGGUCGUCGUAUAAACACACAUACGUUUAUUCAAACGCAGAUUCGUUAGGAGUGAAACCCCAUCUUAACCGCAUUGGCCUCACUGUUCAUGAGUCCGCUUGGAGCCAGUAGUCUGCCGGCCAGAAGUUAAGGACCGACUCUCUCUCGCCCUACCCCCCUCAGUUGUCCUGUCCGACCACCACCACCCCUCCCCUCCAACCCGUCCAACCACGGGCUGCUGAUCAGCAUGACAAAGCAGCAGUGGAUGGAACAGAGGGGCUUAGCACCCACCGCGCAGCCCUACCUAGUCCAGACACACCGAGACCCUCACCUUGACUCCCACAGUGUGAACGAGUACACGAGGAAUUAUAACCCUUCACACCGCAGUGUAGGACGCAGGUCUUCGUCACCCAAACACGGCUUUAGAGGAUACUGCUCGUCCGAUGCGUCUGGAAAAGAUGCGCACCGGUUGGAGUCGCUAGGAGGAAACCCCGAGCAACGUAGGUCUACCGGUGCGACAGCCACUAUGGAUACAACUAUACUACCUGAGAACUGUUUACUGUCUGGAUCACCACCGUACCUGACGUCUCAAGCCAGGGUGGAGGUCACAGACGCGAGGCGUGAAGCGAUGGAUGUUGACGUGGAGAAGAACUCGGGGUGCAGUAGGAAGAAGAACUAUCAGCGGUAUCCGAAGCCUCCAUACUCAUACCUCGCUAUGAUCUCCAUGGUGAUUCAAAACUCCCCGGAGAAGAAAUUGACGUUAUCGGAGAUCCUGAAAGAGAUCAGUACUCUCUUCCCGUUCUUCAAAGGAAACUACAAGGGAUGGCGGGACUCAGUGAGACACAACCUCUCCUCAUACGACUGCUUUGUGAAGGUGCUGAAGGACCCCGGGAAGCCCCAGGGAAAGGGCAACUUCUGGGCCGUGGAGCUGUGCCGCGUGCCCCUGGAGCUCCUCAAGAGGCAGAACACGGCCGUGUCGCGGCAGGACGAGACCAUCUUCGCCAAGGACCUGGCCCCCUACAUCCUCCACAGCCACACCCACAAGCCUUGGGACGAGCCCCCCCCUCCCCGGGACAACCACGUGACGUCCCUGCCCACCUCCUCCUCCUCCUCCUCCUCCUCCUCCUCCUCCGGCUCCUCCUACCCCUCUCCCCCGCGGGAGGACCUGUACCGCCCCAAGCUGGACUCCUCCUUCGCCAUCGACUCCCUGCUGCACAGCCUGAGGCCCGCCAGCACGGGCGAGGCCGACGGCCGGGCCCACGGCGGAGACGGCUGGGGGGGGGAAGCCAAGCAGCCGCAGCCGCAGCAGCCGCAGCAGCAGCAGCAGCACCUCCACCUCCGGCCCUCCCCAAGGCCACGCUACACCUCCUCCGUGCGCAGCGCCUCGGCCAGCUCGGCCAGCCCCGCCUCCUCCCUCUCCGAGGAGGACUGGCGCCCGCCGCCAGCCCGGGGCGGGCAGCGGGCGGCGGCGGCGGCAGCGGGGGGCGAGGCCGGCUCGGACGACUGCGACGACUGCCGGCCCCCGCAGCACAAGUCGGCGCGGCGGGAGGGGGCCCCGGCGCCCUGGGAGCUGCCCACCUCCUACGCCAAGUACGCCCCCCCCAACACGGUGGCCCCGCCCAGCAUGCGCUUCAACGGGGGCCCGCUCAUCCCUCUGCACGGGGGGAUGCCGCUGUACAGCUACGGGGCCUCGCCCAUGGGGCCCGGUCACUUCCUGGGACACACCUAUUGGCCCAUCCUGCCCAGCGGCCGCAUCUCCAUCCAGCCCCCCGCCAUCCUCAUGGACCUGGACAGCAUGCUGCAGUCGGUGCCCCCAAACAAGAGCGUGUUUGACGUGCUGGUGCCGGCGAGCCAGGGCUCACACCCGCACCCGCACCCGCACACGCACCACUCGCCGCUGGGUCAGUACACGCUACAGAACGGACCUCCCCUCAACAGGUACCCCCAGUACUGACGAGUACCCGUACUCGUGGUACGCAAUGCCACUCAAAGAGACGUUUUCAUGGACACACGAUGUGAUGAGUGGGGAGAGACCUUGUGUGGAGUGUUGUCAUCCGGAGAGGAGCGUGAACUACAAAAGACUUGUUCGUGUCAGUAUUAGCCUGAAGAAGAGCC
Messenger RNA from Gadus macrocephalus (Pacific cod), 2629 nucleotides. It is a transcript of the gene foxh1, whose product is annotated as forkhead box H1. The coding region runs from base 762 to 2468 and encodes 568 amino acids. The transcript is spliced from 4 exons. NCBI's taxonomy places the organism in Eukaryota, Metazoa, Chordata, Actinopteri, Gadiformes, Gadidae. The record is from RefSeq and is a predicted model, not a curated record. Gene Ontology annotation, biological process: regulation of DNA-templated transcription. Gene Ontology annotation, molecular function: DNA-binding transcription factor activity; sequence-specific DNA binding.